Molecule: messenger RNA, 5136 nt
Organism: Homarus americanus (American lobster)
Lineage: Eukaryota; Metazoa; Arthropoda; Malacostraca; Decapoda; Nephropidae
Gene: Psa
Product: puromycin-sensitive aminopeptidase-like
Exons: 16
Coding region: 94-2697 (867 amino acids)
Biological process (GO): proteolysis; peptide catabolic process
Cellular component (GO): cytoplasm
Molecular function (GO): metalloaminopeptidase activity; zinc ion binding; peptide binding
Source: RefSeq, a predicted model, not a curated record
GUAAAUAAGGAGCGUCAGUAAGGUACUCUCUCCUGCUGUCUAGUAAGAAGUGUUGCCGGUUGACUGUGUUGGAUAUUACUGCUGCCCACCACCAUGCCUGAACCAAAACCAUUCGAACGCCUUCCAGAGAAUGUGAAACCCACCCACUACAAAAUAACCCUCCAGCCAAACCUUGUAAAAUGUGUGUUUCAUGGCUCUCAAGAAGUUGAUAUUGAGGUUAAGGAGGCAACUAAACAGAUCAAGUUCAAUACCUUGGACCUGACCUUAAGAGACAUCAAGGUUAAAUUGUCGUCUGGUGAGGAUCUCGUUCCAGCCUCCACGGAGAUUUCUACCACAAAUGAGAUGGUCACGCUAACCUUCGAGGAAACUCUGCCCAUCGGAUCGGCCAAAUUAAGUGUGGCCUUUGAUGGGGAACUCAACGACAAGAUGAAAGGCAUGUACAGGAGCAGAUACACAUCGGCGAGUGGUGAGGAGCGCUACUCUGCCGUCACACAGUUUGAGGCAACAGAUGCCCGGCGCUGCUUCCCCUGCUGGGAUGAGCCAGCACUAAAGGCCACUUUUGACAUUACACUUGUUGUGCCGUGUGACAGAGUGCCAUUAUCUAAUAUGCCCGAGAUCUCACGAACGCCCUAUGAAUCAGACCCUAACCUGCAUGUGGUGAAGUUUGCCACGACUCCCCUCAUGUCAACAUACUUGGUGGCCGUUGUGGUGGGAGAGUACGACUACGUGGAGGACACUUCUAGUGACGGCAUCAAGGUUCGUGUUUACACUCCGAUGGGGAAGCAAGAGCAAGGGAAGUUUGCCUUGGAGGUUGCCACAAAGGUCCUGCCUUAUUACAAAGAGUAUUUCAACAUUGCCUAUCCGUUGCCUAAGAUGGACCUCAUCGCUAUUGCUGAUUUCUCCGUUGGUGCCAUGGAGAACUGGGGUUUAGUGACUUAUCGGGAAACUUGUCUCUUGGUUGAUCCCCACAACACCAGUGCCAGCCAGCGCCAGUGGAUUGCACUUGUUGUUGGACACGAACUUGCCCACCAGUGGUUUGGUAAUCUUGUUACAAUGGAAUGGUGGACUCAUCUGUGGCUGAAUGAAGGUUAUGCUACUUUUGUGGAGUUCCUGUGUGUUGACCACUUGUUCCCAGAGUACGAUAUCUGGACACAGUUUGUCACCAACACCUACAUCCGGGCGCUGGAACUAGACUGUCUCAAGAACUCACAUCCCAUUGAAGUACCUGUUGGUCAUCCAUCGGAGGUGGAUGAGAUCUUUGACGACAUUUCAUAUUCCAAGGGGGCUUCCGUUAUCCGCAUGUUGCACUCUUACCUGGGAGAUGAGGACUUCAGGGCCGGCAUGAAAAAAUACCUGACACGUCAUCAGUACGGCAACACCUACACAGAGGACUUAUGGACGGCGCUGAGUGAGGCGUCUAGUAAGCCCGUGGCCGAAGUAAUGAGCACGUGGACCAAACAGACAGGAUUCCCGAUGAUUUCCGUCGCCUCACACCAGGACGGAGACAACAGAGUCCUCACCCUCACGCAGCAGAGGUUCCUUGCUGAUGGAUCCACAGGAGACAACAGCCAGUGGAUGGUACCGAUCAAUAUCUCAACAGAGAAGAACCCAUCAAAGGCAGUGCAGGAGGUGUUGCUGGAGGGCAAGACAACACAGGUGGUGCUGGAAGGCAUCUCUGAAAACACUUGGGUGAAGUUAAACCCAGGAACUGUAGGAUACUAUAGGACACAGUACACCCCAGAGUUGUUGACUCAACUCAUACCAGCAAUGAGAACCAACUGCCUUCCACCUCUUGAUCGACUUGGUGUGUUUGAUGACCUGUUCUCUAUGGUACAGGCGGGUCACACCAGCACCGUGGAGGUACUAAAGGUGCUGCGGGCCUUCGAGGACGAGAGGGACUACACCGUGUGGUCUGCCGUCCACAACUGUGUAGCUCGCCUCAACCAGCUGCUCUCCCACACAGAGUUCCACCCCACCUUCGCCGCCUUCGUCAGGCACCUCUUCGCCAAGAUCGGACAAAAACUGGGCUGGGAGGCCAAACCUGGAGAGAAGCACCUGGACACACUGUUGCGGUCAUUAGUGUUGGGUCAGCUGGGUCUGUACGGUGAUGAGGCCGUCGUGGCCGAGGCCAAGAAGCGACUGGCUGCCCAUGUAGCUGCCACCACCACCCUGCCGGCUGACCUCCGUUCACCCGUCUACAAGACCGUCGUCUCCCAGGCUGAUGAGAAGACCUACGACCAGAUGAUAAAGCUGUACCGUGAGGCAGACCUACACGAGGAGAAGGACCGUAUCUCCAGAUCACUUGGUGCCACCCGCGACCCUAACCUCAUCCAGCGCGUCCUUCAGUUUGCCAUGUCGAAUGAAGUGAGGAAUCAGGACACCAUAUUUGUGAUCAUCAGUGUGGCCAUGACUGCUCCAGGACGCUCUGCUGCCUGGGCCUUCUUCAAGAAACACCAUCAGGAGCUUGUAGACAGAUACGAGGGUGGUUACCUGGUGACUCGUCUUAUCAAGUACAUCACGGAAAACUUUGCAACUGAAGAGAUGGCGGCUGAGGUGGAGACGUUCUUCCGAGAGCGACAGAUUCCUGGGACGGAGCGCACGGUGCAGCAGAGCUUGGAAACUAUACGUCUCAAUGCUGCAUGGUUGCAGAGGGAUCAAGAUGUCAUUAAGAAGUACCUUACCGACCUUCCACUCUAGAAACUUCGACAGUAUUUUCGCGUCAGUACUAGUUCAACUAUUAUUGAUUGUUAUUUUGACUGAAAUUAGCGUAAGUAAAUGAGCAAGAAAAAGAAAGUGUGGUCCUUAAAGUAUCUAUGCAGAUUAUGAAUAAUUACUCACAAGGCUGUUUAUGUUGAAACUGACUCACUACCAUUAAUACUCACUGGCUUGUAAGCUUUCAGUCAACAGUAAAAUGACUUUUAUUUUACUGUUAUAAUCCAUUAAUAAUCUUAGUUAACAAAUUAAGAGUGAACCUGCAGUAUAUGUUUUUGUAAUACUGCAUUGAAACAAUGUCUACUUUGUGAAACUGUAAAACGUACGUGAAAAACAGGAUGCCGACAUGUCUAACAAUGCAUUUUACCUUACUGCUGUUAUGGCUGAACCUUGUGUUUAUGCUAUUGGACAAUAAUGAAGCCCCAAGAUACAACUGGUGUACAAUAUUGGGGGCUCAAGGUACAACUGGUGUACAAUAUUGGGGGCUCAAGGUACAACUGGUGUACAAUAUUGGGGGCUCAAGGUACAACUGGUGUACAAUAUUGGGGACUCAAGGUACAACUGGUGUUCAAUCAUGUUGAUAGAAACAUUGUGCUCAAGAUGAAGUAUGACAAAGCACAUUACGCUUUAGGGUGGACCUAAUAUGUUCAAGGCAGACAUCAAUAGGACAUAAACCAUUGUAUUAUUAUACUUCUAAUGCACAGAAAUGAAAGUAAAACAAUAAACUGAAGAAAAAUUCAACGAGGAUAAAUCUAAUUUAAGAAGGUAAACCUACAUUAAACAUAUACAGUAUCUAGUAAAUUACAAGUUCAGAGUUAGUUUUUGUUCUUUAAGGUUGUAAAAUUUACAGGGAAUACUUGGAAUGAGGUUGUAAGAUUUUAUUCAGGCUCUUAAUCUAUAGCCGAAUGUAAAACUAAUAUACCUGUGUGUGAUGAUGUACCGUACAGUCAAAGAAAAAAGUCGCCUUACGCCCACCUACAGUAGUGUUGUUCUGAAACACAUGAUGAAAUUUGGGGGUAAAAUUUCCCAUCAGUUACAGUGAAGCCUCGAGUCUGAGCCACCUAAAUUAGUGUAACAUAACUGACUGAUUUCUUUGACUGUACAUGGACACUGAGAGGAUGAAGGGGACAAAGUGAGUAUGUGUGUGGUGAAAGACAGACAGAAGGUAUCAUGAAUGACUACACUUGCUGGAUAGUGGUAAACAAUGUUGGACAAGUGUAAGUUCACACAUGAAUUUAAGGAGUAGUAUUUUUUUUUGUUUCAUUACCAAGAAUAGGAUCUUGACAAUAUGAAGGGGAAGCCAAUCAUUAUUGUGUGUGGGUGUCACUUUUAUAGAACAAGUAAAUUAACCUAAAACUUGCUGCUAAUAAGUGUUAUGAUGCUACUCUUGGUACUGUAUUAGCUGUUUGUGUAAUGUUUUGUAUUUGUCACAGUUAUAAGGAUCAUUUUCAUUUAAUUCUGUUUUAAGAUGGUGUCCAGAAAACUCCUGAGAGGCAAUGAUAAAUCUAGGUGCCUGUUAGGAGUAUUUAUUUAAGCAAAACAAUGAACUAUUAAAUUGAACUCACUGACCAGAUGUGAGGUAACUUGUAAAUCAGUUGUAGACAUUAAAUAAGACAACACGUUAAUAACAAACCAUGAAAACUAAAGAUUAACAGACACAUAAUGUUUAGAGGAGCUGUAGUAAUCACUAAGGUAAAAAAGUGAGGGCAGGACACAUGUGAGGGACCUGAUGUCUUGUAAUGUUACCUUCAGUCCACACGAUUGAAGUGGAGGGAAUCGAGCUUAACCUACUAGUGUACUGUACUGUAUCCUAAAGUGAUUACUUGCUGACAGUUGUGAGUAAGUCCACCUGUUGGGCGCUGACCUGGUAUUUGUGAUCUUAUAUGAUGAAUUUUAAUGUUUUCUUAACUUUUAAAGCUUUGAGAAGUCAAAAUAAAUUUUUCUGAGAGUCUUUGUAACUCGGAUCUUUUUACUUGAGCUGUUUUUGCCCUGAUGUUCUUGAUAAUGGUUUACCUAAUGUGAUGUUUUGUACUCUCAGAUAAUUAUACUUUUUGUAUAUCUUUUCCUAUAGUUAGAUAAUAAGUGUUGUAUUUAGCUACACCUACCGUAUUUGGUUCAUUAGUAACACAAUGUUGCACCAUUUCUUGAAUGCCAUAAGAACUUUUGUUAAAAGGACCUGAAAGGUUCACAUACUGGUGUUAGUCCUAAGUGUGUCUGGCGUAAUGCAGUAGCCGUUUUUACUGAUGGGAUGGAAAUUUCGUAUUUUUAAUUUUUUAAGUGUGCUUUGACAGCAAGAUGAAGUCAAACUUAUGAUUUAAUUCUCGAUUACAAAAAAGGGAAAUUGAUUUGCAUAUCUAAUGCAGUGCAAUAUAAUUUUGAAUAAGGCAAUGCAAUAUAAUUUUUGAAUAAAUGCCAUAAAAUGUA